AUGCGGCAACGGAGUGGAUGCAAGACAUGUCGCGAGCGGCAUAUUAAAUGCGUGAAGCUGCGAGAUUCGAGCAAAUGCAAGCACUGCACGGAGAGGGACCGCCCCUGCGUCAAGGGCAAUGCGUUUCGAUUCCGACCUGUUACUUCUGUCAAAUUUAACGCAGGGGAAGACAUUGGAUCCGCUGAGCAGAGCCUCAACUUCCAGACCAGUCAGACUUGGGUUGAUAUUCCGGAAUCUUUACGCUUUGUCCCCCCAAACACCGAUCCUGAUGACCUUGGCGAACCUGAUGAACCUGGUGAGGGAGUCCUUGAUGCGGAACCCGAUUCCACUUUGGAAGACUCUGGAAUUGCGUUUAGGCCGUCAAUUGACAUAGAGACCAACCCGCUAAAAGGACUCCCUGCCAUCUCUCCCUCUGCUGGUGUUGCGCCCCUUCAGCCCCCGAUCUAUGAUACUCUUAACAACACUAUAUCCCCCCAUGAAGUGCCUAAUAACAAAGUUUCACCACCUCAGGACUUCAACAUCUCCCCCUUCGGUUCCAGUUCGGCAUUCUCAGCCAGCACUUCUCUUUCACCGAGAUGGCCAGUGAGCAACGCCUACGAAGCACGCCUUCUCCAUCACUUCAUUGUUCAUUGCACUCCCUGGAUAGAUGUGUGCGAUCCCCGCUGUCACUUUGGAAAGGAAAUCCCCAAACGCGCAGCUCAAUAUCCGGUCAUAUUGAAUGGUGUGCUUGGCCUUGCGGCUCGACAUCUGUGGCUUUUGUCCAAAGUUGAAGAGGAUCAUUCUGCUCCAUAUAUAGACCAGUGCCUCCAAACCCUCAUCAUCGCGUUAGAAGACCCACUUGCCCACUGGGAUGAAAACUUCCUAAUAGCAGUCAUUUUACUACGCUUACACGAGGAGAUGGGUGACUCUGACGAACAAUGCCACCACUUUGGAACUACUCGCAUUCUAAAUUCUAUUUCAUCGUUUGCAGCAGAUGGAGGUCUGCGCGAGUCUGCCAGCUGGGUAUCACUACGACAACACAUCUAUGUUUCUCUCACAACGCAACAACCCCUCGAUCUCAGUCUCGAGAACUACCGUCAUUCCUCCGUCUUCCGUGAAUACGAUGAUGAGGCCUGGGCAAACCGUGCCAUCUUCCUUUUCGCCAAUGUCCUCAAACAUGUCUUUGAGGGACGCGAAUCCAGCCCACUCUCUAGAGAUAAGUGGGCUGAACUUGACGCCGAAGUCAAUGAGUGGGAGCGUACGAAGCCCUGGACAUUUACCCCUUUAUUUACCGAGGAACGGGCUGGAAAAGAGUUUAAUGGAUCAUGGCCGGAACUCCCCACUGCACAAGGCGUGGUAGCCGUCGGUUUACAGUAUUACCACCUCUGCAAGAUACUGCUAUCAAUCUACUCUCCGCAUGCAUCACUUGUUGGACUUGCGAGUGUCAGGGCAAGGAAGGCAACAGAUGCUGCGAUUCGCCAGCACAUUCGCAUCAUCAUCGGUUACGGAGUCAGCAAUUCACAUUGUGGGAAUGCUAUGUUUCAAGGUAGCCAUAUCUUGAGUGCGUGUGGCGCUUAUAUCAUUGAGAAAGCGGAACAAGAAGCCUGCGUCGAAUAUCUUAGAGGAUUGCAAGAUCUGAUUGGAUGGAGGACUACGAACGUUCUCCAGGAUUUACGAGAACAAUGGUCCAAUUGAAUUGGGCCCAUCUAUCUCAAAUCCGAUCUGAGAGAGCGACCAGAUGCCUCAGCAUAUUAUCACGGAAAACAGGCAAGAAGUAGGGUAGAGUCUAUCAACUGAACCUGCGCCCCAUCUAGCGGGAACAUCAACAACAGGAUGAAAAAAAUCUGUCCUUCCA
Molecule: messenger RNA, 1834 nt
Organism: Lindgomyces ingoldianus
Lineage: Eukaryota; Fungi; Ascomycota; Dothideomycetes; Pleosporales; Lindgomycetaceae
Exons: 4
Coding region: 1-1674 (557 amino acids)
Biological process (GO): positive regulation of transcription by RNA polymerase II
Cellular component (GO): nucleus
Molecular function (GO): zinc ion binding; DNA-binding transcription factor activity, RNA polymerase II-specific; transcription cis-regulatory region binding
Source: RefSeq, a predicted model, not a curated record